AUGACACACUCCAACAGCAGCCUCUUGACAGGAAACUCCAGUGGAGCUUUCGAUGGAUAUGACUCUGGAGGCAACAUCUACAGACCGUUCUCUGUCUUCAGCGUGCUCACGCUCACGCUACUGGCCAUGCUGGCCGUGGCCACCUUCGUGUGGAACCUGCUGGUGCUGGUAACCAUCCUGAGGGUGAGGACCUUCCAUAGAGUGCCUCAUAACCUGGUGGCCUCCAUGGCCAUCUCAGAUGUGAUGGUGGCCGCUCUGGUCAUGCCUCUGAGCCUGGUGCAUGAGCUGAACGGGAGGCUGUGGAAACUGGGCCGGGUGCUGUGUCAGGUGUGGAUCUCCUUUGACGUGCUGUGCUGCACGGCCAGCAUCUGGAAUGUGACUGCAAUAGCACUGGACCGAUACUGGUCUAUCACCAGGCACCUGCAGUACACACUCAAGACACGCAAGAAGAUCUCCAACAUCAUGAUUGCGCUGACGUGGGUGCUGUCAUCCAUUAUCUCUCUCUCACCACUGUUUGGCUGGGGCGAGACCUACUCAGAAGGGAUGAAGUGCCAGGUGAGCCAGGAGCCCUCCUACACCAUCUUCUCCACCUUCUCCGCCUUCUACCUGCCCCUGUGUGUGGUGCUCUUUGUGUACUGGAAGAUCUACAAGGCAGCCAAGUUCAGGAUCGGCUCCCGCAAGACCAACAGCAUCACACCCAUGGCUGAGGUAAAGGAUGAGACCCAGCAGCCACAGAUGGUGUUUACGGUACGCCACGCCACCGUGACCUUCCAGACGGAUGGGGACACAUGGCGCGAGCAGAAGGAGAAGAAGGCGGCCCUGAUGGUGGGCAUUUUGAUCGGGGUCUUCGUUCUCUGCUGGAUUCCCUUCUUCAUUACAGAGCUCAUCGUGCCGCUCUGCUCCUGUGACAUACCGCCCAUAUGGAAAAGUAUCUUCCUCUGGUUAGGGUACUCCAACUCCUUCUUUAACCCCUUAAUAUACACGGCCUUUAACAAGAACUACAACAACGCUCUGAGAAACUUGUUCUCACGACAGCGCUGA
Messenger RNA from Boleophthalmus pectinirostris (great blue-spotted mudskipper), 1041 nucleotides. It is a transcript of the gene htr5ab, whose product is annotated as 5-hydroxytryptamine (serotonin) receptor 5A, genome duplicate b. The transcript has 2 exons. Bases 1 to 1041 code for a protein of 346 amino acids. NCBI's taxonomy places the organism in Eukaryota, Metazoa, Chordata, Actinopteri, Gobiiformes, Gobiidae. The record is from RefSeq and is a predicted model, not a curated record. Gene Ontology annotation, biological process: G protein-coupled receptor signaling pathway, coupled to cyclic nucleotide second messenger; chemical synaptic transmission. Gene Ontology annotation, molecular function: neurotransmitter receptor activity; G protein-coupled serotonin receptor activity. Gene Ontology annotation, cellular component: plasma membrane; dendrite.